AUGGUAAAUCCUGAGCUUCCGUCGCCAGCAGCUUCUCUGGCGAGGCUUGCAAAGUCCCGGUCCACUAUGUUACUUGCUCGACGUGCGCUGGUGGUUUUGAUUCCAGCACUGGCAUUCUUCUUCAUGCUUCAGGCCCUGUGGUCUUUCACUAUGCCACCUGAUUCCAGCUCGAGCAGUUCCGAUUCCAGUUAUCAUAUAGCUAUUCAUGGUAAUUCUGCUUAUGAAUCCAAAUAUCCAGCAAUUAAGCAUCUACUGCAAUCACUCAAUCCUAGUCAAGGUCCAGAAGGGACAUCCAUUGUUGAUUCAAUUAAACAAGGUUUAGUAUACAGAGUCAGCUCUCCUUUGACAGUUUGGAGAAACCGUCGGUAUACAUUUAACCCAGAAACUCCACUUUCACGGUACGUUCCAGAUGUCGCGAUUCCUCUUGUGCCGGAAAGACCAGCGGUGUAUGCGUAUUUUGAUUUAGCAGACCCAUCACUUUCAAAAAGGGACGAACCCUCGUCUGAAACAAAUCAUAAAGGCAAUCAAAACCACCACGUCGAAUCACAAAUCCUUGAAACUUGGAAGCGUGCUUGGUAUGCUAUUGGGUUCAAGCCAGUUGUGCUGACCCAAAAAGAUGCCAAAGAACAUUACAUGUACCAGAGCAUUGAAAAAGCACUUGAGGGACGAGACGAUUUGAAAAAAAUUUUGCUAAAGAAUUAUGGGAAAUGGUUUGCCUAUGCUUCUAAGGAAAAGGGCAUUUUGGCUGAUCACCGUGUGUUCCCCUUAAGCAGAAACUACGACCACCCCACUUUUGUAAAACUGAGAGAGAAUGACUUUGACGAGUCAUUAGCGCUUUUCAAAACCGACUUGUCUCUGGUUAUUUCUAACCCAACUGGUUUUCGAACUUUGUUGGAUUUGGUUAACAGAUCGUUUACUCGUCAAGUGGAUGGGCCAGAUGUUGAAAAGAAGAAAGAAGAGAAAAAGUCUAGUGAAAAUAAAAACACAAAGAGAGAUUUUAAAGAAAGUGGUUCUAAAGAAAGCCUCUUUUCAGAUCUCAACGCAGAAAUCGAUAGACUUUUUGAGGUCUACGUUCAUCCAAGUAAUGAAAAUCCGUUUGGAUUAUAUUCUGAUGCUCAUAUCGACUUGAUUACUUCUGGCCACUACCCUAAAGAUUCUUCCGAUCCGACAAAGGUUGAUCCAUCUUACGUAUUAACUUUGAUUAAUAUCCAUUUGCACCAGAUUUUCUUAGGUGCUUACCCUAAUGGUAUUUCUUACGUGGAUCCCAUCAACGGUAUUCCACUACGCAAAAUCAACCGGAAAUCACUUAGUUCACUUGCUGAAGUUUAUCCACCUAUCCUUGAGUCUGGUAAACCUAGUCCCGAGAAAACUUGGGCCUUGGCUUCGCCUGCACGCUCUAUUGCUGAAGAUCUUGCUCAGUGCCCUUCAUUAGAAAAGUAUGAUCCAUACCUGAAUGUUUGUCCUCCAACAUCUGAAACUUUGAGCAAGAUUGAUCAACUCAACAAAGACUUUGGUAGCAAAUCUGCUGGACGUCUUAAAAUCAGUAUUGAGCAAGCCUGUACGCCACUCCCAUGUUCUGAGGUGUACGAGCGCAAACACAAUAAGAAGACUUCGACAUCUUCUACUGCAGCCAUUCUUGCUGACCAUUUACCAGACCCCCUCCAAUCCAAGGUUUAUUCGGUUGCUUCUUUUGUACAUCCGGUGUUUUUACUGUAUGCGGCCAUGCAAGACCCUGAAGCCCUCCCAACUUUAGACUUUGUGCGCUAUCACAUGACACGUGAUGGACUGGUGCAAGGAUUAACUUCUGGUGGGAUUUUCGCUCAUGUACCACACAUUAACCCGGAGUACAGAACCAUUUAUCUCAAGGAUUCUAUUUUUGAGCCUUCGGCAAAGACAAAUGUUUCGUGGAUUCCUUACGAGGGAACACCAGAGAAGAUUGGCCAAUUAUUAGAAUGGGAGCUUGGGUUUAGACCUUUAGGAAGUGUUGGAGAAGAAGGAAACCAUCUGACUUCUUUUGAAGAGAUCAUUGCAAAAACUCAAAAGGAGUCGCUUGGUCAGGAGCAGUUUGAAUACCUCGUCAAUCUGCUAAAGAUUUCUGCUACAGACUUUGAAACGUACCACAGAACAGGUAGACGGCCCCUGAGGAGUAUUGAACAUGCUCUUGUGAAGCAAACAGAAAAGGGAGAAAAGGCCAAUGAAGAAGAACGACUGGCUCUUCUUGACUCCAUUAAUCUGUGGAGUCCUAACGAUUAUGAGAUUUGGAGUUUUCUUAGAGUCUGGACUUUGAAAAAAUAUAAAGAUCUGGUCAGUUUACAGAAACAAUAG
Molecule: messenger RNA, 2325 nt
Organism: Magnusiomyces paraingens
Lineage: Eukaryota; Fungi; Ascomycota; Dipodascomycetes; Dipodascales; Dipodascaceae
Exons: 1
Coding region: 1-2325 (774 amino acids)
Source: RefSeq, a predicted model, not a curated record